Messenger RNA from Chinchilla lanigera (long-tailed chinchilla), 2148 nucleotides. RefSeq names its product ATP-binding cassette, sub-family D (ALD), member 4 (gene Abcd4). Gene Ontology annotation, biological process: long-chain fatty acid import into peroxisome; fatty acid beta-oxidation; very long-chain fatty acid catabolic process. Gene Ontology annotation, molecular function: ATP hydrolysis activity; ABC-type transporter activity; ATP binding. The record is from RefSeq and is a predicted model, not a curated record. NCBI's taxonomy places the organism in Eukaryota, Metazoa, Chordata, Mammalia, Rodentia, Chinchillidae. Gene Ontology annotation, cellular component: peroxisomal membrane.
GCCCAAGUUAGAUCUGCAGUUUCUCCAGCGGUUCCUGAGAAUACAGAAGGUCCUGUUUCCUUCCUGGUCCUCACAGAAUGUCCUGAUGUUCCUGACUCUUCUGUGUGUGGCCCUGCUGGAACAGUUGGUGAUCUACCAGGUGGGCUUGAUCCCCAGCCAGUACUACGGCGUCCUGGGAAGUAAGGACUUGGAUGGGUUUAAGGCGCUGACAUCGCUGGCUGUGGUGCUCAUCAUCCUCAACUCCACACUGAAGAGCUUUGACCAGUUCAUCUCCAGCCUGCUGUACGUGAGCUGGAGGAAGGACCUCACCGAGCACCUGCACCGCCUCUACUUCCGGGCCCGCGUGUACUACACGCUUAACGUGCUGCGAGAGGACAUCGACAACCCGGACCAGCGCAUCAGCCAGGAUGUGGAGCGGCUCUGCCGGCAGCUCAGCAGCAUGGCCAGCAAGCUGAUCCUCUCGCCGUUCGCCCUCGCCUACUACACUUUCCAGUGCUUCCAGAGCACAGGCUGGCUCGGGCCCGUGAGCAUCUUCGGGUACUUCAUCCUGGGAACGGUGGUGAACAAGACUUUGAUGGGGCCCAUCGUGGCAAAGCUGGUGCAGCAGGAAAAACUGGAGGGAGAUUUUAGGUUCAAGCACAUGCAGAUUCGGGUGAAUGCGGAGCCUGCUGCUUUCUACAGCAGAGCCGGCCACGUGGAACAUGCGAGGACAGACCGCAGGCUUCAGAGACUCGUGCAGACCCAGAGGGAGCUGAUGUCCAAGGAGCUCUGGCUGUACAUCGGUGUCAACACCUUUGACUACAUGGGCAGCAUCCUGAGUUACAUAGUCAUUGCGAUCCCCAUUUUCAGCGGGGUCUAUGGAAACCUGAGCCCCACCGAGCUUAGCACCCUGGUCAGCAAGAACGCGUUCGUGUGCAUCUACCUCAUUAGCUGCUUCACCAGGCUCAUCGACCUCUCCACCACGCUGUCGGACGUGGCGGGUUACACGCACAGGGUUGGGGAGCUGCAGGAGGCCCUGCUGGACACGUUCCUGGUGUCCCAGGACGUGGAGAGCGAGCGCGGCUUGGACCGGGCCCCGGGCUGCGCCGCGCCCGGGCCUGUGGGCACAGCGUUCCUCCUGGAUCGGGUCUGCGUCUCAGCCCCCUCCUCCGACAAGCCCCUGGUCAAGGACCUGAGCCUGAAGAUCUGCGAGGGCCAGAGUCUGCUCAUCACAGGCAACACCGGCACCGGCAAGACCUCGUUGCUGCGCGUUCUGGGCGGCCUGUGGGCCGGCGCCCAGGGCUCCGUGCAAAUGCUGGCCGACUUCGGGCCCCACGGGGUGCUGUUCCUGCCACAGAGGCCGUUCUUCACCGACGGGACCCUCCGGGAGCAGGUGAUCUAUCCCCUGAAGGAGAUCUACCCGGACUCAGGCUCUGCUGAUGACGAAAGGAUCUUGAGGUUCUUGGAACUGGCAGGCCUGUCCAACUUGGUGGCCAGGACAGAGGGUCUAGACCAGCAGGUGGACUGGAACUGGUACGACGUCCUGUCCCCGGGCGAGAUGCAGAGGCUGUCCUUCGCCCGGCUCUUCUACCUGCAGCCGAAGUACGCAGUGCUGGACGAAGCCACCAGCGCCCUGACGGAGGAGGCUGAGAGCGAGCUCUACCGCAUCGGCCAGCAGCUCGGGAUGACGUUCGUCAGCGUGGGGCAUCGGCCCAGCCUGGAGAAGUUCCACUCCUGGGUUCUGAAACUCUGCGGAGGAGGAAGAUGGGAGCUGACGAGAAUCAAAGUGGAAUGAAGCGAGGGUGUGAGGAGCUGAGCUCGGGACGGACAUCUUCCCCGGGAGGCCAGGAGGCCCGCCGGGCAAGAUGGGCCUGUGCAGGAGCCCGCAAGAGCGGGCCCACCUGGGCGGCCCCCAGCUGACGCAGGUCUCCCCGGGCUGCUCCUGGGGCCACACGUGGGAAGUGCUGAUUGCUCACCAAUUACUUCAGAUCGUGUUGAAGAGAAAUCCAGGCGUGUGCAAGCCGUGGGAAAUGCAGGGUCAGGAAAGGGCCCGCAGCCAGGACGGCCAGUGAAAUUUUGCUUGCAAUAGAUUUUUAACUUUGAUUAACCUUUUAAAUUUUAUGACUUUUAAAAAGGAAAAGUGAAACGUUAAAACAAAAUGUUCUUGUA